AUGGAAGAGUGUUUGCGGUUUUGGCUACGGGGUUGCGCUGUGUUCGGCAUCUACGUGAUACCCAUAAAGGAGCACUACACUGCGCCACACUGGCAACGGCUGUCACGAAAGAAGGGCGGCAGGCAAUUGGCUUGGACCGAAGAGAAGACUAUGCGCUUGACUAAUCUGCUGCAGCGUCUCUAUUUGGCGACGCUCGCCGUAACUGUUUGCGUACUCUACUUACACGGUUUGUAUGCGCGUGAGAUUGAGCACGGUUUCGUGCUUACCUGGUUGGUCGCGACUUUGGUCUACACAUCACAGGUGCUUACGCAUCUCUCCAUCUUUAUGGCCGCGCUGUGGAAGCGUGAGCAGCAUGAGUCAUUCCUACAGCUGUUGCAGCAAAUCGAAGUGUCACUGAAGUUGCGCUUGAAAUGCAAUACGCGUCAGAGCGCGCUGCUGCACAGCUUACGUUUGCUGCUCUUCUCUUUGAUACUGCUGUCGGUGGUGGGCAUUUGCGUAUUCACCGUCGUUUCGGUGUGGCUCAACGAUAUCGGUUAUUACUGGCAUGCCGCUUGGACCAUCGUUACGUUGCGCGUACGCAUACUACAGCUAUUGAUUUAUGCGCGCAUCUUGCGUCACUAUUUGGAUUGUGUGUGUGUCAAGCUACGACAAGUGGUUGCUUGUCGCACUUCACCCGGCAGUCAGCUGUUGGAUAUUAACUAUGAGCGGUUCGAGUCUUUGGAGUUUCUGCUGGCAAUCAAAGAGAAUUAUACGCUGAUCUUUAAAGCCGUGCAGCUGUUCAACGACUUUGCCGGCUGGUCACUCUUCGGCAUCAUUUCGAGUUACAUGCUGGACUUCACAUGUCACGUCUAUUGGUCGUUGCUGGGUUUGGAUGGCUACGGUUCGCCUUACACUUAUUUAGUGGGCAUGCCGGCGGCUUUGCCAUUCAGUGUGAUAGUUUGUCAUCUGUGCUAUGUAUGCGGCAAUUGCAAACAGUUGGGCGCCAUCAUAACAGAUUUGGUCAGCAAAUUGACUACUGUAAGAUCAACGCCGGCGCUGAAGCGCUACAGCUGUGUAGUGUAUCAGUUCUCAACGCAAUUAGAGCUGCAGCGCAUCGAGGUGACCGCUCAGCAUUUCUUUGUUUUGGACUUGCGCCUAAUUAUGUCGAUUUCUACCGCGAUUGCGACAAAUCUUGUAAUAAUGAUACAAUUUUUAAAAUCGGAGAAUUCAGAAAGCUCUGGCGCCUGA
Bactrocera dorsalis (oriental fruit fly) is the source of this 1227-nucleotide messenger RNA. Its product is annotated as putative gustatory receptor 39b. NCBI's taxonomy places the organism in Eukaryota, Metazoa, Arthropoda, Insecta, Diptera, Tephritidae. Gene Ontology annotation, biological process: sensory perception of taste. The transcript has 3 exons. Gene Ontology annotation, cellular component: axon; dendrite; neuronal cell body. The record is from RefSeq and is a predicted model, not a curated record. The coding region runs from base 1 to 1227 and encodes 408 amino acids.